Messenger RNA from Acytostelium subglobosum LB1, 2079 nucleotides. RefSeq lists its product as hypothetical. Bases 1 to 2079 code for a protein of 692 amino acids. The record is from RefSeq and is a predicted model, not a curated record. The transcript is spliced from 4 exons. NCBI's taxonomy places the organism in Eukaryota, Evosea, Eumycetozoa, Acytosteliales, Acytosteliaceae.
AUGACCACCUCACCAUCAUCGCCACCAAAGACAAUGACACGCACAAAGUCGGCGUCGAGCACGUCCGCCCACGGUCUGCUGAGCCAAUCGCUCAACAACAGGGCUGAGCAAACCGGCGGUCAACAACAGCAACAACAUGCGGAUGGAGUGGGCGCAAAGAAGGGAAUAAUCAACGGCGCGUCCACAGUCAAGACUGCUUCACCAUCGUCCAGCGAGCAGAACAAGGUCCACCUGUCACAGCAGUUCCAGCACACACAGGACUACUGCAAGACACUGCUGUCUGAGAUCCAGUUCCUCGAGCGUCUGCUCCAGGAUCAGAUCUCGCAGCGCAACAGCAACACGCGCACCAACAAGGCGGCGACGGGCGGCAGCGCCGACAAGGAGAUGUCGCUGCGCGAGGGCGAUAUAGAGAGCGAGGAGGUCGAGCUACUGCGCUAUGAGGACCAGCUCAAACAGAUGAUCGCCUCCAAGAAGCAGGACCUCCGCGCCGUCAUUGCGCAGACCGACAAGCACCAACCGACUCAAAAGCGCUCAGCCUUCCUCAAGUCUGGCACCGUUAUCUCAAUCUUCCCCUCGGUCAUCGAGGAGAGGCUAUGUUCCUCGCUGCCUCUGGUCCGUCUGGAGAAGCCCAAGAUCAGAAAGACAAAGACACUCGACAAGGAUGCAUCUUCCAAUGAUACCACCGUUGUAAUAUCGAUCAAUGGGGAGGACAACAAUAACAACAAUAAUAAUAACGACGAUGACAACACUGAUACCGCGAGCAAUGAUGGUGGUACCAACAACAAAGAGGAUGGUUCAUCUCCACCACCAGCAGUCACAGAGCAUAGUACCAUCAAUGAUGAGGUUGUUGUUGGCGAGGAUACACAAUCAACAGCAGCAGCAACAGAGUCCAAAACUUCCACAACAACAACAACUACUACUGCCGCAACCGAAGGAAAAGACGACAAUAGAGUGGAGCUGUUGGAGUCAACAUCAUCAUUGUCCAACUCUCAGAUCAUUUCCAACAACCUCUUACCCAAGCCCAUUACAACUCUUAUCGGACCCAACGCAGAGCUGCCCGAAGAUGAACAACUCUUCAACUCAUCAGUGUGCUGCAAGUCAAACUCAUCAUAUCCCAAGCAUGCCGUCUCUGGCCGAAGGCAAGGAGACCCAAUAUGUGAUCGUUUCAAAGUCAGCAUAUAUCGAGACAAUAUCAUCGCCACGUUGGCCGAUGGAUGUAAUUGGGGCCGUCUGCCAUUCGAAGCGGCAACCAACGCCACCAAUGCAUUCCUCGCCUUUAUGGAGGAGAACUAUCACGAGAUCAACACUAUUAGAAAGGCCGGCUCCUUCCUGCUGGGCGCCAUGACCGCCGCCCACAAGGGAGUGAUCGCAGGCAAGUCCGAGGUCUGGGAGAGUGGCACCACCACACUGAUAGGCGGCCUGCUGUCCAAGAUCAGAAGGAGCAAGAACGACAACCUCAAGAACAUGUCCAAGAGCCUCCGUGAGUCGACCGAGGCCGAGUGGGUGUUCACAGGUGUCACAUUGGGCGACUGCAAGUCAUUCCACUACUCAAAGAAACUCAAGGUAUUCUCAGACAUCACCAAGGGCAACAGACAGAACCUGUCCGAUGCCAGAGACCCAGGUGGACGACUUGGACCCUACGUGGGCAACGGUGAGCCAGACCUCAGGAACCUCAGCGUCUUUUAUAAGCUCUGUGAUCAAGAUGAUCUGAUCCUCUUGCUCAGUGAUGGUGUACAUGAUAACCUAGACCCACAACAACUUGGAGUCACACCUAGGGAGCUUGGAAUAGAUGCCGAUACAUGGGACCUGUCCGGUCAGAAGUAUCCCGAUGAGACGGACCGUGUCAAGAACAACUUUAGGACCAAUUGGCUACAUGAACACUUCAAUCAAGACGACCAACUGACGCCUCAAUAUAUCACCAACCAACUCCUGAAACAUUGCACAGAGACAACACAGACCAGCAGAGACUUUAUGGAGAACACUUCAAAGAAGCUUCCACAAGACUACAAACUUUAUCCUGGUAAAAUGGAUCACAACACUUGUAUUUGCUUUAGAGUUGGAAACAACAGCCUAAAUUGA